CAAAGGUCUAGAUCCAGUUUUCGGUGAUGUACUUACGUUCUAACUUCCAACACCAGGAGAGCCAAAACUGGAGAGACCACUCAUCCUUACCAUUGAAAAGAUGAUCAAGGUUGAGAGAUUUAUUUUAAACAAGAACUAAAACAUACAAUACAUUUAGCGGCAAUCGUCUUCACCGUUCUCCAUGGCUAUGACUUCAGUGAUCGAGAUCGACGGUGAUAGGCUGGCGAGCGCUUUUCACGAUCAGGAGGGAUCGCGAGGUAAAGCAGAGAUUCAAGGAAUGGCGGGUGUGAGUCAUGGAGGGGUUUGUGCAAUAUGCUUGGACGAGAUAGCUCUUCAAGAUGCUGCUCUUGUAAAAGGUUGCGAGCACGAAUACUGCGUGACUUGCAUCCUAAGAUGGGCCACCUACAGUCAAAAACCCACAUGCCCUCAGUGUAAACUUCCAUUUGAGUUCCUGAACGUCCAUCGUGCACUCGAUGGCAGUAUUCAUGAUUACAUGUACGAGGAGAGUGUGUGCUUACUUCUCAGAGCAACUUGGUUUAAACCUAUGGUUGUGGAGGAGCAAGAUAAUAUAUAUGAUGGUCUUGAAGAAUACUAUCCAUACGAGGAGGAUGAGGACGACGAUGGUGAUCUGGAUGAAGUAUAUUUUAGCAGUUCCUCGAGUCUUCGUAUUGGAAACCGAAGAUGGGGUGAUAAUGGUUAUGUGAGGGCAGGGCGCCAAGAGGCUAGGCCGGUACAUCGAGCGAACCUACAGGAGCCAGUUGCUGGUUCAUCGCGUGACUCCAAUAAGAACAGGCCAAUAGAAGAUAAGAAGACUGGUCGUCGUGCAAAGAGGGCACUCAAGCGUGAAGCUGCUGAUAAGGCGGCUGCAGCAAAACAUCAAAUGCAUUUGGCGAGGUUGGGCCAGACGUGAUUCGCCUUAAUUUGAUCCAUCCUUGUACAGUAUUUUCUUUAUUCAACUUUGUGAAAUAAUGACAUCUUAGCUGGUUGAAAAUGUUGGCCUCAAUUUGGCGCAUUGACUCGCCAAUUGUAUCUUCCAAAGAAUAAUGUUUAAAGCUGUGUCAUAGAGUAUGGUUCCUUAUUAUUGUUUCGAUCAGAUGAACAAAUAAAAAUUUUAAUACACGGGGGCUAUCUUUGCCACCAUUUUCCUUCCU
Molecule: messenger RNA, 1151 nt
Organism: Tripterygium wilfordii
Lineage: Eukaryota; Viridiplantae; Streptophyta; Magnoliopsida; Celastrales; Celastraceae
Exons: 6
Coding region: 182-910 (242 amino acids)
Source: RefSeq, a predicted model, not a curated record